Messenger RNA from Postia placenta MAD-698-R-SB12, 1875 nucleotides. RefSeq lists its product as hypothetical. NCBI's taxonomy places the organism in Eukaryota, Fungi, Basidiomycota, Agaricomycetes, Polyporales, Adustoporiaceae. The transcript is spliced from 9 exons. The record is from RefSeq and is a predicted model, not a curated record. Gene Ontology annotation, molecular function: iron ion binding; heme binding; monooxygenase activity. The coding region runs from base 1 to 1875 and encodes 624 amino acids.
AUGAGCUCGAGUGACGACGGCCAUUUGCGCCCAACGCAGGGAGGAAGGAGCGAAUGCGUCCGCGCGAACAUCGCAACCACACCCAUUCCCGGCGGCAGUCAGAUUGACAUCGAAGCAUGUACUCCAUAUAUAAAGGAACCGGUGAGGCGUACUCAGUCCGUUGUCACAAUGGACUCGUCGACGCCGCCGCUACCUCUUCUUGGGGGUAUCAUCCUGACUCGUGAAGGCCUCACCGGUCUCCUCCUACCUGGGCUUUCUGUGUUGGCCUGUCUCAUUGCUACGGUCAUAGCUUCGUUAAUCUUGAUUCCAUACUUCAAUGACCCGUACAAGCUUCGAGCGUACCCUGGACCAUUCCUCGCGAAGUUCACAUCCGCUUGGAUCUCUUGGACCAUCAGCCACAAUCCAAUUUCAGAGAUCGUGGAUCAUUUGCAUCGUCAAUACGGCCCUAUCGUUCGCCUCGGCCCCAACAACGUCUCUAUUGCCGACCCCUCAGGCUCUGCCUUCUCAGUCAUCUACAGCCACUCAUCUGGUGUAACCAAGUCAGCUUUCUACGACACUUUCGCAAAUUUCAGGAUCAGGAAUAUAUUCAACACGCGCGACCGUGCAGAGCACUCACGCAAACGCCGCGUCGAGGCGCACAUGUUUGCACCCCAGAGCAUCCGGGCCUUGGAGGAAACUGCGCGUGUCCAUUUCCAGGUGCUUUUGCGUCAGUGGGAUGCGAUGUGCGCACAUGCAGAGAAGGCAGGACGCGGACGUGCGGACGGAGCAAUCGGUGCAGUUCCCUGGAAGGUGCAUGGCGGCAGAGUCUGGUUCAAUUGCAUGAUCUGGUUCAGCUAUUGGUCAUUUGAUACAAUUGGCGAUCUUGCGUUUGGACAUCCGUUUGGCAUGCUCGAGACGGGAAAAGAUGUAGCUCAGAUAGCUAAAUCCAACGCUCGAGGCAUGCAGGCCAUUGCUCAGGGUACCUCCGACUCGGAGAAAGCGACAUUAGAGCUGGUGGAUAUUCCUGCAAUCGAGGUGCUCACUGCACGCGCGGAUGCCCUCUUUGUUGUGGCGUAUCUCCCGCCGUGGGCACAAAAGAUUGUUGGCCGUCUGCCGAGCUUCCGAUCCGGCUACGCAGCUGCGCCAAAGCUUGCGGGUAUGGCCGUCGCGGCUGUGGCCAACCGGCUCGCGUCUCAAUAUGAUCGUGCGGACAUGCUCUCCAAGCUUCUGCAGGGAAGAGACGAAGACGGAAAACCCUACAGUCCGGAAGAGCUGAGCGCUGAGGCAUGGGUUCUGAUCAUCGCCGGUGGGGAUACGACUGCCAAUUCUUCGUGCGCGUUAACGUACCAUCUCGCGCGCAAUCCCCGGGUCCAGGCAAAGCUGCAGGCUGAGUUGGAUGCAGCUCUCGACGGCAUCGACUCCGAUGUAGCGCCUUACGAUGCGGUGAAGGACCUGCCGUACCUCGACGCUGUCAUCAACGAAGGUCUCCGCCUGCACUCAACAGUGGGCGGAGGCCUACCUCGCGUUGUCCCUGCUGGUGGACUGACCGUCCUCGGACAGCACCUGAAGGAAGGGACGGUGGUGAGCUCGCCGAUUUACACUCUGCACACGAACGAGGUGGUAUGGGGCGAGAACGCACACGAGUUCUACCCUGAGAGGUGGCUCGAGGCAUCCGCGGACGCGAAGAAAGAGAUGAUGCGAUCGUUUGUGCCGUUUUCUGCGGGCCCGAGGGCGUGCCUAGGGCGGAACCUUGCGCUGCAGCAAUUGCACGUCAUGUUCGCGACGAUCUUCCGCCGGUAUAGUUUUGCUCUGGAAAAUGACGCGCAGCUUACUAUCCAGGAGAGUUUCGUGCGAAAGCCGAAGAACUGCUUCGUAGGCGUGCAGCGGCGAAAGUGA